AUGGCCUUGCUCGUCCACCUCAAGACGGUCUCCGAGCUGCGGGGCAAGGGUGACCGGAUCGCCAAAGUGACUUUCCGAGGGCAGUCCUUCUACUCCCGGGUCCUGGAGAGCUGUGAGGAUGUGGCUGACUUCGAUGAGACCUUCCGGUGGCCGGUGGCCAGCAGCAUCGAUAGCAAUGAGAUGCUCGAGAUUCAGAUCUUCAACUACAGCAAAGUCUUCAGCAACAAGCUGAUCGGGACCUUCCGCAUGGUGCUGCAGAAGGUGGUGGAGGAGAACCACGUGGAGGUGACCGACACGCUGAUGGAUGACAACAAUGCGAUCAUCAAGACCAGCCUGUGUGUGGAGGUCCGGUAUCAGGCCACAGAUGGCACGGUGGGCUCCUGGGAUGACGGGGACUUCCUGGGGGAGGAGUCCCUUCACGAGGAAGAGAAGGACAGCCAAGAGACAGAUGGGCUGCUACCCGGCUCCCGCCCCAGCUCCCGGCCACCAGGCGAGAAGAGUUUCCGGAGCAAAGGCAGAGAGAAGACCAAGGGAGGCAGAGAUGGCGAGCACAAAGCCGGGAGGAGCGUGUUCUCCGCCAUGAAGCUCGGCAAGAACCGGCCUCACAAGGAGGAACCCCAAAGACAAGAUGAACCAGCUGUGCUGGAGAUGGAGGACCUUGACCACCUGGCCAUUCGGCUGGGGGAUGGGCUGGACCCUGACUCCGUGUCGCUAGCAUCUGUCACAGCCCUCACCACCAACGUCUCCAACAAGCGGUCUAAGCCAGACAUCAAGAUGGAGCCAAGUGCCGGGCGGCCCAUGGACUACCAGGUCAGUGUCACAGUCAUUGAGGCUCGGCAGCUGGUGGGCUUGAACAUGGACCCCGUGGUGUGUGUGGAGGUGGGCGAUGACAAGAAGUACACCUCCAUGAAGGAGUCCACUAACUGCCCCUACUAUAAUGAGUACUUCGUCUUUGACUUCCACGUCUCUCCUGACGUCAUGUUCGACAAGAUCAUCAAGAUCUCGGUGAUUCACUCCAAGAAUCUGCUGCGCAGUGGCACCCUGGUGGGGUCCUUCAAAAUGGACGUGGGAACCGUGUACUCCCAGCCGGAGCACCAGUUCCACCACAAGUGGGCCAUCCUGUCCGACCCUGACGACAUCUCCGCGGGGCUGAAGGGCUACGUGAAGUGCGAUGUCGCUGUGGUGGGCAAGGGCGACAACAUUAAGACUCCCCACAAGGCCAAUGAGACGGAUGAGGAUGACAUUGAGGGGAACUUGCUGCUCCCCGAAGGGGUGCCUCCUGAACGCCAGUGGGCCCGGUUCUACGUGAAGAUCUACCGAGCUGAGGGGCUGCCCCGCAUGAACAUGAGCCUCAUGGCCAACAUGAAGAAAGCUUUCACUGGCGAGAACAAGGAUCUGGUCGACCCCUAUGUGCAAGUCCUCUUUGCCGGCCAGAAGGGCAAGACUUCAGUGCAGAAAAGCAGCUACGAGCCACUGUGGAACGAGCAAGUGGUCUUCACAGACCUGUUCCCCCCACUCUGCAAGCGCAUGAAGGUGCAGAUCCGGGACUCGGACAAGGUCAAUGACGUGGCCAUCGGCACCCACUUCAUUGACCUGCGCAAGAUUUCCAAUGAUGGAGACAAAGGCUUCCUGCCCACACUGGGCCCCGCCUGGGUGAACAUGUACGGCUCCACACGCAACUACACGCUGCUAGACGAGCAUCAGGACCUGAACGAGGGCCUGGGGGAGGGCGUGUCCUUCCGUGCCCGCCUCAUGCUGGGCCUGGCGGUGGAGAUCCUGGACACAUCCAACCCUGAGAUCACCAGCUCCACUGAGGUGCAGGUGGAGCAGGCCACACCCAUCUCCGAGAGCUGCACGGGGAAAAUAGAAGAAUUCUUUCUAUUUGGAGCCUUUCUGGAGGCCUCAAUGAUCGACCGGAAAAACGGAGACAAGCCCAUCACCUUUGAGGUCACCAUAGGCAACUACGGGAACGAAGUUGAUGGCCUGUCGCGACCCCAGCGACCUCGGCCUCGGAAGGAGCCUGGGGACGAGGAGGAAGUCGAUCUGAUCCAGAACUUGAGUGACGACGAGACUGACGAGGGUGGGGGCCUGGCCUCGGUCUCCUCCACCCCACCCAUGCGGCCCCAGAUCACCGAUAGAAACUACUUCCAUCUGCCUUACCUGGAGCGCAAACCCUGCAUCUACAUCAAGAGCUGGUGGCCUGACCAACGCCGUCGCCUAUACAAUGCCAACAUCAUGGACCACAUUGCAGACAAGCUGGAAGAAGGCCUGAACGAUGUGCAGGAGAUGAUCAAAACAGAGAAGUUGUACCCUGAGCGUCGACUUCGGGGCGUCCUAGGGGAGCUCAGCUCUGGCUGCUACCGCUUCCUCUCCCUCGCGGACAAGGACCAGGGCCACUCAUCCCGCACCAGGCUGGACCGGGAGCGUCUCAAGUCCUGCAUGCGGGAGCUGGAAAGCAUGGGGCAGCAGGCCAAGACCCUGCGGGCACAAGUGAAGCGGCACACGGUGCGCGACAAGCUGAGGCUCUGUCAGAACUUCCUGCAGAAGCUGCGCUUCCUGGCAGAUGAGCCCCAGCACAGCAUCCCUGACGUCUUCAUCUGGAUGAUGAGCAACAACAAGCGCAUCGCCUACACCCGGGUGCCCUCCAAGGACCUGCUCUUCUCCAUCGUGGAGGAGGAACUGGGCAAGGACUGCGCCAAGGUCAAGACACUCUUCCUCAAGCUGCCGGGGAGGCGGGGCUUUGGCUCGGCGGGCUGGACAGUGCAGGCCAAGCUGGAGCUCUACCUGUGGCUGGGUCUCAGCAAGCAGCGCAAGGACUUCCUGUGUGGCCUGCCCUGUGGCUUCGAGGAGGUCAAGGCAGCCCAGGGCCUGGGACUACUCUCCUUCCCGCCCAUCAGCCUGGUCUACACUAAGAAGCAGGCCUUCCAGCUCCGCGCCCACAUGUACCAGGCUCGCAGCCUCUUUGCUGCCGACAGCACCGGCCUCUCAGACCCCUUUGCCCGUGUCUUCUUCAUCAACCAGAGUCAGUGCACAGAGGUACUGAAUGAGACCCUGUGCCCCACCUGGGACCAGAUGCUGGUGUUUGACAACCUGGAGCUGUACGGUGAAGCUCAUGAGCUGCGGGACGAUCCCCCUAUCAUUGUUAUCGAAAUCUACGACCAGGACACCGUGGGCAAAGCCGACUUCAUGGGCCGGACCUUUGCCAAGCCGCUGGUGAAGAUGGCCGACGAGGCGUACUGCCCACCCCGCUUCCCGCCCCAGCUGGAGUACUAUCAGAUCUACCGGGGCAACGCCACGGCCGGGGACCUGCUGGCCGCCUUCGAGCUGCUGCAGAUUGGACCGGCAGGGAAGGCCGACCUGCCGCCCAUCAACGGCCCCAUGGACAUGGACCGAGGUCCCAUCAUGCCUGUGCCUGUGGGCAUCCGACCCGUGCUUAGCAAGUACCGGGUGGAGGUGCUGUUCUGGGGCCUACGAGACCUGAAGCGGGUAAACCUGGCCCAGGUGGACCGGCCACGGGUGGACAUCGAGUGCGCGGGGAAAGGGGUGCAGUCGUCCCUGAUCCACAAUUACAAGAAGAACCCCAACUUCAGCACCCUGGUCAAGUGGUUUGAAGUGGACCUCCCGGAGAACGAGCUCCUGCACCCGCCCUUGAACAUCCGCGUGGUGGACUGCCGGGCCUUCGGGCGCUACACCCUGGUCGGCUCCCACGCCGUCAGCUCCCUGCGGCGCUUCAUCUACCGGCCCCCAGACCGCUCGGCUCCCAACUGGAACACCUCGGGGGAGGUCGUGGUGAGCAUGGAGCCGGAGGCGCCCGUCAAGAAGCUGGAGACCAUGGUGAAGCUGGAGGCGACUUCCGAUGCCGUCAUCAAGGUGGAUGUGGCUGAUGAAGAGAAGGAGAGGAAGAAGAAGAAGAAGAAGGGCAGCUCAGGUGAGCCGGAGGAGGAGGAGCCGGAUGAGAGCAUGUUGGAUUGGUGGUCCAAGUACUUUGCUUCCAUCGACACCAUGAAGGAGCAAAUUCGACAACAAGAAAUCUCAGGAAUUGACUUGGAGGAGAAAGAGGAGAUGGACAACACUGAAGGCCUGAAGGGGCCGAUGAAGGGCAAGGAGAAGGCAAGGGCUGCAAAGGAGGAGAAGAAGAAAAGAACCCAGAGCCUAGGCCCUGGCCAGGGGCCGGAGGCCCCUGAGAAGAGGAAACCCAAGAUUGAUGAGCUCAAGGUGUACCCCAAGGAGCUGGAGUCAGAGUUCGACAACUUCGAGGACUGGCUGCACACGUUCAACCUGCUUCGGGGCAAGACGGGGGACGACGAGGAUGGUGGGACUGAGGAGGAGCGCAUCGUGGGCCGGUUCAAGGGCUCCCUCUGCGUGUACAAAGUGCCACUCCCAGAGGAUGUGUCCCGGGAAGCCGGCUACGACCCCACCUACGGCAUGUUCCAGGGCAUCCCCAGCAAUGAACCCAUCAACGUACUCGUCCGGGUCUACGUGGUCCGAGCCACGGACCUGCACCCCGCAGACAUCAAUGGCAAAGCUGACCCCUACAUUGCCAUCCGGCUAGGCAAGACUGACAUCCGUGACAAGGAGAACUACAUCUCCAAGCAGCUCAACCCCGUCUUUGGGAAGUCCUUUGACAUCGAAGCCUGCUUCCCCAUGGAAUCCAUGCUGACGGUGGCCGUGUACGACUGGGAUCUGGUAGGCACCGAUGACCUCAUUGGGGAAACCAAGAUCGACCUGGAAAACCGCUUCUACAGCAAGCACCGCGCCACCUGUGGCAUCGCCCAGACCUACUCCGUACACGGCUACAAUAUCUGGCGGGAUCCUAUGAAGCCCAGCCAGAUCCUGACCCGCCUCUGCAAGGAGGGCAAAGUGGACGGCCCCCACUUCGGGCCCCCCGGGAGAGUGAAGGUGUCCAACCGCAUCUUCACAGGGCCCUCCGAGAUGGAGGACGAGAAUGGGCAGAGGAAGCCCACGGAAGAGCACGUGGCACUGCUGGCCCUGAGACACUGGGAGGACAUCCCCCGCGUGGGCUGCCGCCUGGUGCCCGAACACGUGGAGACACGGCCGCUGCUCAACCCCGACAAGCCGGGCAUCGAACAGGGCCGCCUGGAGCUGUGGGUGGACAUGUUUCCCAUGGACAUGCCGGCCCCCGGGAUGCCUCUGGACAUCUCCCCUCGGAAGCCCAAGAAGUACGAGUUGCGGGUCAUCGUGUGGAACACGGAUGAGGUGGUCUUGGAAGAUGACGACUUCUUCACUGGGGAGAAGUCCAGCGACAUUUUCGUGCGGGGGUGGCUGAAGGGCCAGCAGGAGGACAAGCAGGACACAGACGUCCACUACCACUCCCUCACGGGCGAGGGCAACUUCAACUGGCGCUACCUGUUCCCCUUCGACUACCUGGCUGCUGAGGAGAAGAUUGUCAUCUCCAAGAAGGAGUCCAUGUUCUCCUGGGAUGAGACCGAAUACAAGAUCCCUGCACGGCUCACCCUGCAGAUCUGGGACGCCGACCACUUCUCUGCUGAUGACUUCCUGGGGGCCAUCGAGCUGGACCUGAAUCGCUUCCCUCGGGGUGCGAAAACGGCCAAGCAGUGCACCAUGGAGAUGGCCACGGGGGAGGUGGAUGUGCCUCUGGUUUCCAUCUUCAAGCAGAAGCGCGUCAAAGGCUGGUGGCCCCUCCUAGCCCGCAACGAGAAUGACGAGUUUGAGCUCACGGGCAAAGUGGAAGCAGAGUUGCAUCUACUCACUGCCGAGGAGGCGGAAAAGAAUCCCGUGGGCCUGGCCCGCAAUGAACCUGAUCCCCUAGAGAAACCCAACCGGCCCGACACUGCCUUUGUCUGGUUCCUCAACCCCCUCAAGUCCAUCAAGUACCUCAUCUGCACGCGGUACAAGUGGCUCAUCAUCAAGAUCGUGUUGGCGCUGCUGGGACUGCUCAUGCUGGCGCUCUUCCUCUACAGCCUCCCCGGUUACAUGGUCAAGAAGCUCUUGGGGGCGUGA
Messenger RNA from Budorcas taxicolor (takin), 5982 nucleotides. RefSeq names its product otoferlin (gene OTOF). Bases 1 to 5982 code for a protein of 1993 amino acids. Gene Ontology annotation, biological process: plasma membrane organization; synaptic vesicle priming. Lineage: Eukaryota; Metazoa; Chordata; Mammalia; Artiodactyla; Bovidae. Gene Ontology annotation, molecular function: calcium ion binding; AP-2 adaptor complex binding. Gene Ontology annotation, cellular component: presynaptic active zone membrane; synaptic vesicle membrane. The transcript has 47 exons. The record is from RefSeq and is a predicted model, not a curated record.